This is a messenger RNA of Hyposmocoma kahamanoa, 1731 nucleotides long. RefSeq names its product (11Z)-hexadec-11-enoyl-CoA conjugase-like. The transcript has 6 exons. NCBI's taxonomy places the organism in Eukaryota, Metazoa, Arthropoda, Insecta, Lepidoptera, Cosmopterigidae. Gene Ontology annotation, biological process: unsaturated fatty acid biosynthetic process. The annotation marks the transcript as partial. Gene Ontology annotation, molecular function: stearoyl-CoA 9-desaturase activity; iron ion binding. Gene Ontology annotation, cellular component: endoplasmic reticulum membrane. The record is from RefSeq and is a predicted model, not a curated record.
AUUGGAACAGAUUAUUCGUACAAACAUGAAAUAGUAUGGAUAAACGCCAUUGGAUUCUUAAUUUUACAUAUACUCGGCUUAUGGGGCCUGGCCAUUGCUCUUACUGGAGGAAUAACGUUCAAAACAUUUAUAUGGUUCGUAAUCGUACUAUUGUUAGCUACAGAGGGCGUUACAAUAGGUGCUCAUCGAUUAUAUACGCAUAAAACUUUUAAAGCAAAGCCGGCUUUAAGAGCUAUUCUAUUAAUUAUGCAAACCAUGGCAGGACAGAACUCAAUGUUCAUCUGGUGUCGUGAUCACCGCCUCCACCACCGCUACUCCGACACCGACGGUGAUCCUCACAACUCUAAGCGUGGAUUUUUCUUCUGCCAUAUCGGCUGGCUCAUGUCGAAAAAACAUCCCUACGUCAUUGAGCUUGGGAGAAGAAUCGAUAUGACUGACUUACAAGCUGACUGGAUGGUUAUGUUUCAGAAAAAAUACUAUUACUAUUUGUACUUAAUUUUCGCUAUCCUAAUACCUGCGUGGGUGCCCGUUUAUUUCUUUGGUGAAUCUUGGCUAAACUCUAUCCUCUUCGUCUACGUUUUCCGCUACAUCUUCGAGCUCAAUGGUACAUGGCUCGUCAACAGCGCUGCGCAUCUCUGGGGCACAAGACCUUACGAUAAGAAUCUUCAACCAGUGGAAUCCUGGUUCGUGUCAUUCAUCAGCCUGGGCGAGGGCUGGCACAAUUACCACCAUGCAUUCCCCUGGGACUACAAAUGCGCUGAACUCUCGGAACUAUUCAAUUACUCUGCAAAAAUUAUAAAAUUCUUCGAAACUAUUGGAUGGGCAUCCGAUUUGAAAGUCGCUUCUCCGGAACUGGUUAACAGCAGAAUCUCACGAGCUGGAGAUGGUACUCACUACAAAUUUGGUAACGAUGAAGCAAAGGCGGCUGUACAAGUGAUAGGACCCCUUCACCCUUUGAAUCCCUUCUACAAUGUUACUUAUGAACCUCCUUCUGGUGUAUUGAAACAAGAAGGUCUCCCACUUUACCACGAAAAAGACGUUUUCAAUUUAGAGAAUAACAGCUUGAAAAGCAGGAGUACUGUGAUCGGCUAAAUGCGAAAUUAAAUUGACGUAACUGCUGGCUCGACGAACUGCACAACGUGGCUCAACGGGGGCACAUUGUAAAGACUCGUAACAUGUAUAAGUAUUCAAAACAUUAUAUGAUAAUAGAACACCUAGUUCUGUACACUAAUUUAUAGUUACUAAAUAAUAUAUUGUAACGUAGAUGGUAAAAUCUUUCAAUCUACGUUUAAAAUCGUAUUACUAAAGUAAAACCCGGGCUUGCCGAAAAUCAUCGCCACGAAACUGUUUAAAAAUAACCGUUUGUGGCUAAAGCUGAUCAAGUCCCGAUUGCACCAGUCGCGACACGCUUGACGGUGAAUUAAGUACUGCAUUAUUAAUUGUUUUAAUCCAGUAAUCAGUAUCAAUUCUUUUAAUUUAAUUUUUUUUAUUGUUAUUAUUAUAUCAUUAUUUAUUUAGAUUCCUGCCUCUCCAAGGGCCUAUAAGAUUAAUUUUGAAUUGUUGUUAUUGUUGUUAUUAUAAUUAUUGUUCCACUGUUGUUUUGUCUUUUGAUUACCUGCGAGACAGGCCUAGCCUAGUGCAGGAAUCAUUACGCAAUUCUCUCUGCUUGCGAUUUACGCUACAAUUAAGUUGUGUUCCUUGAUUAAGUCAAUUCAUUUUAAAUGUAAUGUA